AAGCUUAGGAACCUCGGCGGAAGUUGACCGCUGAUUGGCUUGAAUGGUUGUCUAUCAACCUUCUCAGGUGAGGGAGGAGGAAGCAGAAGUGGCACAGGGUGAAUGAGCGCACAGAUGCCAGGAGGCAAGGAGAAGCAAGAAGAACUGCUCAGCACACACCAGUAACUGCAACUUUAUUGCUCUCCUGAGCUUCUGAAGGGGGCAACAUGGAUGAGACCGAGCUAAGAAGAAUGUCCACUGGACAUGUAUUCUGUGUGAUUGCUGUCGCUCUGUCCAUAUGUAUUCCAACUCUCUUUUUGGAUGGAUUUUCCUUCCUGGGAACACACCUGAGCUGGUUGUGCAUCUGCUCUUUGUGUGUUAUAAUCGUCAAUAUCCUCUUGCUUCUAACGCUGAAACCAAAUGCUUCCUCCAAAAAGAGUUCUCUUGCAAACAAGUUCAACAAGCUCACAAAGUCCUGCAUCUACUUUCUGAUUUCCUGCUUCCUCUUUCACGGAAUCAUAGUCCUGUAUGGUGCUCCGCUUGUUGAGAGUGUGGCAGAGACCUUUCUGUUUGCUGUUCUCUUAUCAUCUUUCACUACUUCACGCUGCCUCUGUCUACUAGGACCAAGCUUUCCUGCCUGGCUCAGAGUUUUCAGUAAAGAUGGGGCGUUGUCCGUGUGGGAUCACAGCCUCCAAAUUACUACUGUAAGCAGUGUGGUGGGCGCUUGGCUCGGGGCAUUCCCUAUACCCUUAGACUGGGACAGGCCAUGGCAGGUGUGGCCCAUAUCCUGCUCAUUGGGUGCUACCAUUGGGUACGUGGCUGGUCUUCUCAUGGCACCUGUUUGGAUCUAUUGGAACAGGAAGAGACUCACCUACAAAAGCAGAUAGCAAGAACUGCAAAGAACUCAAUACAUUCUACUCAAAGGACUGUCGAAAUCAGAGCCAGGGUUCAACGUUUUUGUUGCAACUUAUCCACUUGGUGUUACUGGCUGGCACAGUUCCUACUUGAAUAUAUAAAUAUAACCCUGAGUAAUGGUACCUGUUCUUCAACAGAGGAAUGGCCUGCAUUCUUCUCCGCUUUGGAACCCAUUGUGUUUGAAAAGUAGGUCAAUAAAAAGCCUUUUGUCGUGGU
This is a messenger RNA of Xenopus laevis (African clawed frog), 1110 nucleotides long. RefSeq names its product phosphatidylinositol glycan anchor biosynthesis class F L homeolog (gene pigf.L). The record is from RefSeq and is a predicted model, not a curated record. Lineage: Eukaryota; Metazoa; Chordata; Amphibia; Anura; Pipidae. Bases 207 to 866 code for a protein of 219 amino acids. Gene Ontology annotation, biological process: GPI anchor biosynthetic process. The transcript is spliced from 7 exons. Gene Ontology annotation, cellular component: endoplasmic reticulum membrane.